Acanthopagrus latus (yellowfin seabream) is the source of this 3590-nucleotide messenger RNA. RefSeq names its product rhomboid, veinlet-like 2 (Drosophila) (gene rhbdl2). The record is from RefSeq and is a predicted model, not a curated record. The transcript is spliced from 8 exons. Bases 486 to 1373 code for a protein of 295 amino acids. Gene Ontology annotation, cellular component: membrane. NCBI's taxonomy places the organism in Eukaryota, Metazoa, Chordata, Actinopteri, Spariformes, Sparidae. Gene Ontology annotation, molecular function: serine-type endopeptidase activity.
GGCCCUCAGGUGUGGCAGGGGAACAGGUAAACUGCUACUGCUGCUGCUGCUGUCGUGUGAGGCUCUGCUGUGGCUCAGUGUACGGAGGGAGGGGAGACUUCAGAGGUUUUGUUUGGGGCGAGGAGGAAGUUUGUUGCAGGAAAAGGCGAUGAAAGGUCUAUAAUUAUCUCCAAGAGCGUGUUUUAUUUUUUCCCCUCCGUCUUCUUCUUCUUCCUCCUCACUCCGACCUCCCCGGGACAGUCGGGACUCCUCUCUUGGCUGUGCUGAAACAUGGAGGAGCGCUGCUGAAGUCUUUUAUUGAACAGUGUUAUUUUAUUUUUAUUUAUUUAUUUAGUUUUAAGAAACUGUGUGAACCUUUCUUGCGCUUCUCGUCCCGCACACUGAGCUGUUACUGCGGGUUUAAUCGAGGAGUCGAUAUUGGAUGAGUUUUUAUCGCGGAGCCAGUCUGCACUCUUCCUGCUGAAGGAUUAAGGCCCGGAGCAGUGAUGGGGGACAUCGACCUCGAGGAGCAGGAGCCGUUUCCCAUGGACCGAGAUGGGAGACGAGUCAGGGACGAGCCCGACGGCGGCAGAAAGACGGGCUGCUGUGAUAAGUUCCAGCAGUCCGUCUCCAAAUGGAUGCUGCCAGAGGACGUCCGCAGCAAGUACCUGGAGCGGGCCAACUGCUGCCCGCCUCCCAUCUUCAUCAUCCUCAUCAGUAUUGCAGAGUUGGCAGUGUUUAUCUACUACGCGGUGUGGAGGCCUCAGAAGCAGUGGGUCACCCUGGAUCAGGGCAUCUGGACCAGCCCGCUCACGUACAAGCCUGAGAGCAGACAGGAGGCAUGGCGCUUCAUCUCCUACAUGUUUGUCCACGCCGGUGUGGAGCACAUCAUGGGAAACCUGCUGAUACAGCUGCUGCUGGGAAUCCCUCUGGAACUGGUGCACAAAGGAUUUGAAGUGGGGAUGGUGUACAUGGCAGGUGUCCUGGCAGGUUCUCUGUGCAGCUCCAUCUUUGAUCCUCUCAGUGCUUUGGUGGGAGCGUCGGGGGGCGUUUAUGCCCUCAUAGGAGGUUAUUUUAUGAAUGCAGUGGUGAACUUCAGAGAGAUGAUCCCUCUCCUCGGAGUGUUUCGUAUCCUCGCCAUUGUGAUAUUUGUCGGCACAGAUUUCGGAUUUGCCUUCUACAGAAGAUUUGCCAGCGAUGAGGCUGGUUAUAAUGUGUCCUUUGUGGCUCAUUUUGGAGGAGUUGUGGCCGGGAUGACCGUCGGCUAUGUCUUCUUCAGCGCUUACAACAUGAAGCUCCUGAAGGACCCUCGUUUCUGGCUGUGUAUCGUGGGCUACAUAGUCUUUGUGCUCUUCGCUGUGCUCUUCAACAUCUUCCUGAGCCCGGCAACGUAGGACUGUGAAGCUGCAUUCACCAGCCUUGUUUAAAAAAGUUAACACUAAAAGCCUUAAUGAGACACUCAGGAAGACGUGUGAGCAAAAAUGCUCUUCAGGGACCUUUUGAACAGUUUUUAAAUGUCUAUAAAUCAGAUUUGACCCUUUUUAGAGCUAAACAUGUGAGUUACAGUGAAAGGGUGCCUCCUGCUGGUGAUAUGAAACAUUGCAGAAGGAAUAUUUUACAUUUUAGACAAUGGUGCCUUAAGUCAAUUUUAUUUAAAGGGCUAAAUAAAAUAUUUUGCUAUGAGUAACUGUCAGUCAUAAUUCCAUAGUCGAUCUUUUUCUGUGUUUGAGCGUUUUGUUUUUAAAAUAAUCAGGAAAAUGAAUGAACACAUCGGUCCUACUUCAUGUCAUGACAGUUUGAUGUUGACUCAUAAUGGAUUUUAGCUGCAACUAAUGAUUAUUUUGAUUGUCAGUUAAUCUCUUGAUUAUGUUCUCAACUAAUUGAAGAUUAUUUUGGUCUCCCCAAAAAAUGUCUGAAAAUGGUGAAGAGUGAUGAUCACUCAAAGACAAAGACGACGAUCUCAAUUGUCUUGUUUUGUCCACAAACAAAAGAAAAAUCGGUGUACAAUAAUGGAGGCGUGAAGAAGCCAGCAGACUGUGUCACAGUAACGUGUUAUUCAUGAUAACCAUGAUUAUAUCAUGUUAAUAAUGCGCAUGAUAAUAUCAUCUUGCCCAAAUGUUCAGACUUGUGGAUGUUUUAUUUGAGUUAAUCUGGUCGCCUUUUCACUAGUUAUUGAGCAGUUAGUAGUAAUUGUUCUUUUGAUUUUUUAAAUUUAUUUUGGCCAUAAAGAGAAACAAAGCACACAGUUUACACAAUUAAAGAUGAAUAAAUGCUAGCAUUAUUUUUCAAAUUUCUAGAGAUAUCUUAAUAAUAUCAUUAUCGUGAGUUACUUUGGCCACGAUAACUGGAGGUAAUCAAUUCAUACUUUGAUAGCUCUGUUAAAUGAUUAUCAAAAUAGCUGGCACUUACUUCAAUUGUUGGCAACUAAGCGAUUAAUCGACUAAGUCUUGCAGCUCUAAUGGACUUGGAAUGGAAGAGCUGGUUUACCAUCGGGACUUGGCUCAGAGCUCCGUCAUUGUUUCAGCCACAUCCUGUUGACAGGAAGUAGCUAAUUACAUGUUGAGUUGUAAAACAAAUUGUAUUUUUAUUUUUUUUAAUCACACAUUGUUUUUAAAUCUUGGAAAUACAUAUCUUUAAACAUGAACAUUUGGAAAGUGUUAACUGUAAAAGUAAAUUAGUUGUUGGUAUAAUACAAAACUCUCUUGAACUGGAGGGAUAUUGGUGAAUGUUAGGUGGAAGUCAUAGUCUCAUAUAAACACAUUUGCAGUCUCAUAAGUAAAAAAUACUCUUAUAAUGCUGUUUUACAUCUGAUGUACAGAUCUUACUUUAAAUGUAAAGUAAAUGUAUGUAAUUUAUCUAAGAUGACCAGAGACUAUGUUUCCACAGCUCAAUGUGUUUUAUAAUACAAUCUGAUGUUUUCAUAAUGCAUUUGUUUUUUGUCAUACUGAAUCUGAACUUGAGUAUUGACUUUGUCAGAUGAGUAUAUACAGAGUCCACAGUAAAGACUUCAAUUAGCAGACAACAGUGUUUGUGCAGCAGCCUGCCGGUUCAUGCUGCGGGGACUCUGUAUGGCAGCGGCUGCUCUUUCCAGUGUACAGUAUGGAAAGUUCCAUAGUUCCCAAACGCAGCGCAUCAAUAUAACUUAGUGCAUCAAUAUUCAAUUAUCAUGAACUUGUUAGCCCUGACCCUGAACACUAGGAAGUAGUAUGUUGUUGUUGUUAUGCGGUACGACAGCUGUGUUACCGACCGAAGAGUUAAUGUAGGUUUAAUAAGAAUCCAUCCACACCAACAUGACCAUAUUAAUACAGGCUGUGUGUGUUUUUUAUUUGGCCGAGCCUAUAAAUUCUUUGUUCAGUCUCUGUGUGACUGAAAUGAGCUGUAUUAUGUAGGCCUUAUGAUGAAGCCAAAUCCUCUGAGCCCACUUUAAUUUACAUUCUUGAAACACUUUUGUCCAUGCAGUCCUUCAUCUGUGGACUAAAAUUAAAGAUGGCAUAGAAAAAAUAAGUUUCUGUCUUGUCAUGUCAUUACUGGCUACAUCAUAGAAGGUGUUGGUCUACUGUGUUUCAUGUGAUUAAGCUGACAAUUAAAAAUAUCAGUCCUGUCUCAUAAUA